AUGCCUGACAAGCCCGCCACUGUCGUCGCAUAUGCGGCUGGCGCUUCUCUUGCUGCGAUCGCUGCGUUCUACGUCUUCGCGCCAACCUUCUUCAUCGACGGCGAGAAUUCCUACAAUACGAAUGAUGGCCGCAAACGCACCAUCAUUGGCCUGUCCAAUCCGGCCAACGAUUGCUUCAUUAACUCGGUGCUUCAAGCCCUUGCAGGACUCGGCGACCUCAGGCUGUACCUGAUCAAGGAGUUGCACCGGAGACAGCUUGACGGACCCGAGAUUUAUGAAUCCAUUCCCCCUGUUUUGCGCAAAGGUGAAAAAGCCGAUAAAAUAGUGGGUUUACAGAAAGGGCCAGUUACCAGGGCGUUGAAGGAGAUGCUGGACGCUUUGAACGAGCGUCCCAUAUACAAAAAGACCAUCAGUGCACGGCCCAUGAUAGAGGCAUUGGAGAGGGCAUUUAAUACACGCAUUAGUCGAAAUCAGCAAGAUGCGCAGGAAUUUCUACAGAUUGUCCUCGAACGGCUCUGCGACGAAUACCAUGCAGCACAGCGAGCGCGUCUUAGGUUUGCCAAUCCAGAUCAGACCGAAGAUUCCUCCACUGCAGAUUCAAAGCUUUCUCCUACAACACCAGCAUCAACGGAGGUCACUAUAGGAGCUCGUGAGGGAUUUCCUUUCGAAGGCCGCAUCGAAUCCCACAUUCAGUGCCAGCGUUGUGGCUUUAGGACGAAACCGACAGUCACAACUUUUGUGUCUCUGACCCUGAAUGUUCCUCAGAAGAGCGCUACCUCGUUAGACAACUGUUUCGACAUCCUCCUCAAAAGCGAAGAAAUCGACGAUUUUAAAUGCGACAAAUGCCGGUUGACGCAUGCUCUGGACUGGAAGAAUUCAAAGCUGUCCUCAGCCACAACAGACAAAGGCCGAGAAGCGCUAGAGAAAGACAUUGGUCUCAUUGAGCAGGCGCUACGUGAUGACCCGGAGAAGACUCCCGAGGGCGUCGCCUUGCCUGACACGAGUCUGGCACCAAGGAGCAAGAUUAAAAAGUCGACUCGCAUCACAGUGUUUCCCAAAGUGAUCGCCAUUCAUCUGUCUCGGUCAGUCUUCGAUCCAGGCAGCUAUUCCACCAAAAACAUGGCCAAAGUGUCAUAUACUCAAAGAUUGCGUCUGGGAGGGCUGUUAAAUGAACAUUGGUACAAACUCUUGGGAGUGGUAUGUCACAAGGGCAGCCAUCACAGUGGACACUACGAGUCUUUCCGAAGGAAUCAUGUGUAUGCCCCCUUUGCUACUCCCGACCCGUUUAGUGCAUACGCCAUCGCAAGUCGCUAUACGAGCUUUGCUCCGUCAGCCACACCCAGUCCGACUAUUGAGGCCACGCAUGGUGAGGGCCUGAAUGGGUCCGCCGCGCCUGCCACUGGGAACUCAACUACAUCAUUGUCCACAGCCUCACUAUCGACCGGGAACAGCAGGCCAAAUUCUAAUGGAGUAGAUAGCAAGGAUGCCCGGCAAUCGACGCAAGAGGACGGCGUCAUGUCGCCAGUACAGAGAACGGAUACCCAAGUGUCGAAACAGAUCAGAACACAAGAUGCCAUACCAGGCAAGUUCCGGCGACGGAAAAAAUCCAACGAUCGAUGGUGGCGCAUAUCGGACGACAAAAUCAAGGAGGCACGUCUGUCGGAUGUGCUCUCGAUGCAGCGUGAGGUCUACUUACUCUUCUAUGAGCUCGAAAGGCCAGGCGACGAUUCUUCCGCCUAA
This is a messenger RNA of Fonsecaea erecta, 1740 nucleotides long. RefSeq lists its product as hypothetical. Gene Ontology annotation, cellular component: cytosol; nucleus. NCBI's taxonomy places the organism in Eukaryota, Fungi, Ascomycota, Eurotiomycetes, Chaetothyriales, Herpotrichiellaceae. Gene Ontology annotation, biological process: protein deubiquitination. The record is from RefSeq and is a predicted model, not a curated record. Gene Ontology annotation, molecular function: cysteine-type endopeptidase activity; cysteine-type deubiquitinase activity. The coding region runs from base 1 to 1740 and encodes 579 amino acids. The transcript has a single exon.